AUGACUCGCAGCAGCUUCUUGCUCCUGGCUGGCGCAAUUGCAAGCCUCCAGCUAGCGCACACCGCGGAUGCCACGGAAAAGCCCGAUGCUGGUUUGGGCCAGAUCCCUCUGCCAGACGAGCCCGGCUUCCCAGGCCAACAGAGCGUAUUGGUUUAUGCAGACGCGUCCAACUCCGCAGGCAAUUGCACACACGACAGCGACCUGCUCGUCAAGACGACGCUCUUCACCGUCCAGGGAGCAGUCUCUCCGGAGACGCCCAAGGUCCGGCAGUUCUUAGGUAUCCCCUUCGCUCAGCCGCCCAUUGGCCGAUUGCGAUUCCGUCCCCCUGUGACCAAGGUGGCAACCAAUGAGAUAGUCGACGCAACUAAGUAUGGGCCAUAUUGUUUCCAGCACACUCCUGCUCGCUCGGCCAUCUUCUCGGAUUACUUUCCCGGCCACCAAUUUGUGGCGGGGCAGGUGGAAUCAGAGGACUGCCUGACUUUGGACAUCUGGGCUCCAAGGAAGGGGUGUGGUGACGAUGGUCAGCAGCAGGCUAGAACGCCCGUGGGAGACAAGGCUGUCCUCAUCUGGAUACACGGAGGGGCUCUGAUGACUGGAGAUAGCUCGCCCCCUUACACGAGGGGUUCGAAGAUGGUUGAGGCUCACCAAGAUGCAGUAGUGGUCUCCAUCAACUACCGAGUCAAUAUCUUUGGCUUUCCUGGAGCGGCAGCACUUGACGGGCGCAAGCUCAACCCGGGCUUCUUGGACGUGCGCAUGGCUGUAGAAUGGGUCUACCAAAAUAUUCAUUACUUUGGGGGUAGUCCGACCCAGAUGAUCAUAUUCGGAGACUCUGCGGGAAGCUCGUGCGUGGACAAGUACAUCCACGCCUGGGCGCACGAUCCGAUCAUCAAGGGCGGCAUCAUGAUGUCCGGACAAGGCGAGCUGUCGGCCGACCCCAACGACCAUUCCAACUUUGACUACGUCGCCGAUAAGUUGGGCUGUAUAGGCGACAAGAACAAGCAAUUCACAUGCAUGCAGCAAGUUGGCGCAAAGGAGAUUGCUCACGUCUUGAACACUUAUGACUCCAAAAGGAAUGACGGCAACGUGCUCAUCUUUCAGCCUCAGGCGGAUAACGAGACGAGCUUCUCCAACUACACCGACCUUCAAGCCAGGGGUCUCUAUGCAACAGUACCGCAAAUCAUCGGCAAUUGCAACAACGAAUUUGCAUCUCUCAUCACGCCGUUCAACAAAGACGGCGCCGACCAGCAAGUCCUUGAUCGCCUUUCUGACGGCAUGUUUAUCUGUCCUGCUGCAAAAGCCGCAAGGGCCCGUCAAGAAUUCGGCAGUCCGAUAUGGCGGUAUCGCUACUUUGGUGAAUGGCCCAACUCGAACCCACUACCCUGGCUGCACGCUUAUCACGGAAGUGAUAUCGCCAUGGUUUUCGGCACCGCAGACACAUACGAACCCAACACCCCUCAGCAAACAGCUAUUAGCGAGUACAUGCAGUCAGUGUGGGUCGAAUUUGCCAAAGAUCCGGAGAAUGCUCUGACAGAGAAGUUUGGUUGGCCUAAGUACGUUGCGCACGAGGAUACUUUGGUCCGUUUGGCAUAUGAGAACAACCCGAAACCGACCUUUGUGAAGGGAGACAUGUACGAUAAAGGCUGUGGUGGGCCCCCGAUAGUCUGGCCUAUUAAAGAGCUUUGA
Molecule: messenger RNA, 1683 nt
Organism: Thyridium curvatum
Lineage: Eukaryota; Fungi; Ascomycota; Sordariomycetes; Thyridiales; Thyridiaceae
Exons: 5
Coding region: 1-1683 (560 amino acids)
Source: RefSeq, a predicted model, not a curated record